AUGCCCAAGAAUCGCAGCUAUGACAUGAGUUUCAAAGUAUAUCUACAAGAUAUUGCUGACGACGAUGUGACGACAUCCUCUGUGCCGAGCAUUUUGCAAACUCGCCGUGUCAGAUCCUCGACAUCGAUGCCUCGUGUGCAGCCAACUUGCAUCGCCACAUAUGGUCAUAUCCCCUCAAAAGAAUCCCUAGCAACCCGAUUGAGUUCCACCAAUCUUACCUCAUCAUCGGUGGAUAGCUCAUCGUCUACACCAACGUCUUGCGCUCAAUCCUCGUGUGUGCCGUCGGAUUUGGAGACGAAAGGAGCGUCUGAUUCCGAAGGAAGCGGGAUUCCAUCGAAGAAAGACAAUGACAACAAUGGCGUCGAUAAUAUUUUGCAAUCAUUGAGCGAAACUCGAAUUAAAGGGAAACGAGUUGGAGCAUCGCACUCAUUGACCUCUCUGGCGUCGGCUCAGACUAGAAAAGCGCGCUCGAAAAUGACAUUGCUCGAAGCGAAUCAACUGGUCGGCUACAAUCCAAUAUAUGCUCCAAAAAGUCCAAGAUACAGCGAUUCGACUGUGUACGACAAUUUGACAUUGAGCAGCAAGCAGAGCCAACAGAAUUUGAGCUCCUCAUCGAAUGCCUCGUCGAAAUUAUCGAGCUCUUUCGUCAGCGAAUUGUCACGGGAUGGAUGGCAGGUGAUCUCGUCGAAACCAUCGAAAACCAAAUCAUUUGUCAAAGUCAAUCUUGAAGAUCUUUUCUGA
Molecule: messenger RNA, 741 nt
Organism: Caenorhabditis bovis
Lineage: Eukaryota; Metazoa; Nematoda; Chromadorea; Rhabditida; Rhabditidae
Source: the annotation of a GenBank genome assembly